Anolis sagrei ordinatus is the source of this 1031-nucleotide messenger RNA. RefSeq names its product centromere protein X (gene CENPX). Gene Ontology annotation, molecular function: protein heterodimerization activity. The record is from RefSeq and is a predicted model, not a curated record. NCBI's taxonomy places the organism in Eukaryota, Metazoa, Chordata, Lepidosauria, Squamata, Anolidae. Gene Ontology annotation, cellular component: FANCM-MHF complex; Fanconi anaemia nuclear complex. Gene Ontology annotation, biological process: resolution of meiotic recombination intermediates; DNA repair; kinetochore assembly.
CCCGGCAUGCCGUGCGCCCAGAUGCCCCUCAGCAGCCGUUUCCGCGCCUCAUUUGAACCGGGGCGAGAUGGAGAGCGAGGGGGAGAGCGCCCGAGGAGGCUUCAAGAAGGAGACUGUGAACAAACUGCUCCAUCUCUACUUCAAAGAUGACAAAACACGAGUUAGUGGUGAUGCUCUCUUGCUGAUGGUAGAAAUGCUUAAAGUAUUUGUUCGAGCCCUCUCUUUUGCUUUGAAUUCUUUGGAUCCAUGUGUUACAGAGGCAGCAGCACGAGGCGCACGGCAAGCUGAAACGGAGGAUCUGACCAAGGUGGAUGUGGAGCAUGUGGAAAAAGUGCUGCCACAGCUGCUUCUGGACUUCUAGAAAACUGAUGAUGCAAAUCUUGCAUUCCUGCUAGCUUGGAUUGACUCCUGGCACGAAGUGGGCUACACACUUCCACAUGGAAUCUGUUCCAGAGUGACUAUGCUUACUGGAAUGAUAGUCCUUCGUGCUCCUGUCUACUUAAUGACCAUUCUUUUCACCUAGGUGCCUGCUUGCUAUCUGAUGUCAAAUGGGCUGGAUUUUUUUUAUGAUCAAAGUGCCGAAGCAAAUGGCUCUGAGCCACUUGAGAAUGAGACCUAUCCUGCUGCUUCUCAUUCACUGCAAGGCAGAGCCUCCACUUUUCCGAUGGGAGAAACAGGUGCCUUCCUGUAGAGAUGUGUGGAAAGAGUGAGUUUGCCUGGAAGCAUUCCCUGCCCUGUAGGCUCUCAUCACCUCGCAGGCUUUUAAAAGGAUAAUUUCAGGCCCUGUCUGCCGUCUGAGCUCUUAAACAGGAGCCGAGGCCCGAGUCUGUGCCAGCAGCAGGUACCUGAUCUUUAUUUUAUAAAUAAACAGUGCCUGUCCCUCAACCUUUCCAGCAUUCCACUGGGGCCAUGACAUCAAAGAGAGCUUGGAACCUUUUAACCAUUUGAUAUUCCCUUCAGAAGCUGCUUUCCUCUGCUAUAAAUUUGUUCUCACAAAGAAACUUCAAUAAAUCAAAAAUAGUUUCCCUCCC